Phyllostomus discolor (pale spear-nosed bat) is the source of this 4461-nucleotide messenger RNA. It is a transcript of the gene ANKS1B, whose product is annotated as ankyrin repeat and sterile alpha motif domain containing 1B. The record is from RefSeq and is a predicted model, not a curated record. Lineage: Eukaryota; Metazoa; Chordata; Mammalia; Chiroptera; Phyllostomidae. Bases 240 to 4028 code for a protein of 1262 amino acids. The transcript has 27 exons. Gene Ontology annotation, cellular component: cytosol. Gene Ontology annotation, molecular function: protein binding.
GGCGCGAGGGCCGUCGCCGUCGCGGUCGUGCACUGCGCUCCGGCUCCGGCGUGGAAGCUCUUCGCCUCCUCCUGCUGCGACCUCCUCGGUCCUCACCAUCCAACGCCCGCUCCUCCAAAGCACCCGGGUCGCAUUAUUUUAGGGUGGGGCGGGAGGGCCUUGGAUUUGGGGGUGUGAGGGUGGGCGGGGAGAAGGACCCGGAGGGGGAAAGGACUCUCCCAGGGAUUCGGUGAGAGACUAUGGGGAAGGACCAGGAGCUGCUGGAAGCUGCUCGCACUGGCAAUGUGGCUCUGGUGGAGAAACUCCUGUCUGGCAGGAAAGGAGGGAUCUUGGGCGGUGGAUCCGGACCCCUGCCCCUGUCUAAUCUGCUCAGCAUCUGGCGAGGCCCCAAUGUGAACUGCACAGACAGUUCGGGUUACACUGCUUUACACCAUGCGGCCUUAAAUGGACAUAAAGAAAUUGUUGUCAAACUACUUCAAUAUGAGGCAUCUACAAACGUAGCAGACAACAAAGGCUAUUUUCCCAUUCACCUGGCUGCCUGGAAGGGAGAUGAGGAAAUUGUGAAGAUUCUUAUUCAUCACGGACCAUCACACUCCCGAGUCAAUGAACAGAACAACGAAAAUGAAACUGCCCUGCACUGCGCGGCUCAGUACGGACACUCGGAGGUGGUCGCUGUCCUCCUGGAGGAGCUCACUGACCCCACCAUCAGGAACAGCAAGCUGGAGACACCCCUGGACCUGGCGGCACUCUACGGACGGCUUCGCGUGGUCAAGAUGAUCAUCAGCGCACACCCUAACUUGAUGAGCUGCAACACUCGCAAGCACACGCCGCUGCACCUGGCUGCCCGCAACGGCCACAAAGCGGUCGUUCAGGUGCUGUUGGAAGCGGGGAUGGAUGUGAGCUGUCAGACAGAAAAGGGGAGUGCCCUUCAUGAAGCAGCUUUGUUUGGAAAGGUGGACGUUGUGCGGGUUCUGUUAGAAACAGGAAUUGAUGCCAACAUAAAGGAUAGCUUAGGGAGAACUGUCUUAGAUGUUCUGAAAGAACAUCCAUCUCAGAAAUCUCUCCAGAUUGCGACACUCCUACAAGAAUAUUUAGAAGGCGUGGGAAGACCAACUGUCCUUGAAGAACAUGUACCAGAAGACACAACGCAGGAAACACACAUUUCAUCUCCUCUGGAGUCUCUUCUUGAGUCUCCUUCCCAAAUUACCAAGAAUGAAACUGUGACUGGAGAAUUAUCAAAACUCUUGGAUGAAAUAAAACUCUGUCAAGAAAAGGACUACUCUUUUGAAGAUUUGUGCCACACAAUAUCAGACCACUACUUAGAUAAUCUGAGCAAGAUUUCAGAGGAAGAACUUGGGAAAAAUGGAAGCCAGAGUGUAAGAACUUCAUCUACAAUAAAUUUGUCACCAGGAGAAGUGGAAGAAGAGGAUGAUGAUGAAAACAGCUGCGGGCCCUCGGGACUCUGGGAGGCGCUGACCCCCUGUAACGGAUGCAGGAACCUCGGCUUCCCCAUUCUGGCACAGGAAUCCUAUCCAAAGAAGAGGAAUUACACUAUGGAAAUUUUACCAUCUGCUUCUCUGGAUACAUUUCCUUCAGAAAACGAGAACUUCCUGUGUGAUCUCGCGGACACAGCAGUUACAAAGAAACCUUGCUCCUUAGAAAUCGCAAGAGCCCCUUCCCCAAGAACUGAUAAUGCCUCUGAGGUGGCAAUUACUGCUCCAGGAACUAGUAACCAUAGAAACAGCUCCACAGGCCCUACACCUGACUGCUCACCUCCAUCCCCCGACACUGCCCUCAAAAACAUUGUAAAAGUCAUUCGACCCCAGCCUAAACAACGAACCUCUAUUGUGUCUUCUCUGGAUUGUCAUCGAACGAAUCACAACCAAGAAUAUUUUGAAAUCAACACAUCUACAGGGUGUACCAGCUUUGCUUCCAGCCCUCCUGUUAGUCCACCCACCUCUUCUGUGGGCACCACAGAGGUCAAGAACGAGGGAACUGGCCGUGCAGAUGACCUCUCUCAACGGGAGGACAGUGACCCCCCCAAAGAAUAUGAUCCUGGGCAAUUCGCAGGCCUUCUCCAUGGAUCCUCUCCAGCCUGUGAGUCUCCUGAAAAUCCAUUUCAUCUCUAUGGGAAAAGAGAUGAACGUGAAAGACAAGAUGAAGUCAGUUUGGCAAACAGUCCUUUGCCUUUCAAGCAGUCUCCAAUAGAAAAUAACUCAGAACCUUUGGUAAAGAAAAUUAAACCCAAAGUGGUCAGUAGGACAAUUUUUCACAAAAAAACCAACCAAGUCGAAAACCAUACCAUUGUUGGUACAAGGACAAGUAGGAGUGGAUCCCGGAGUGGGGACCAAUGGAUUGUGAACACAGGGGGAUUUGUGGAAAGGGCCUGUACCCUGGGGAGAAUAAGGUCAUUGCCAAAAGCCUUGAUUGACAUGCAUUUGUCAAAAAAUGUGUCUAAAUCAGAUUCUGAUCUCAUUGCCUACCCUUCAAAUGAGAAAACAUCAAGAGUUAACUGGAGUGAAUCUUCAACAGCUGAACAGAGUUCUAAAGGGAAUUCUGAAAGAACGCCAUCCUUCACUUCUGAAUGGGAAGAAAUUGACAAAAUAAUGAGCUCGAUAGAUGUUGGAAUUAACAGUGAACUCAAAGAAAUGAAUGGUGAGACCACAAGACCCAGAUGCCCUGUCCAAACAGUGGGACAAUGGUUGGAAAGCAUUGGGCUACCUCAGUACGAGAACCACCUGAUGGCUAAUGGAUUUGACAAUGUGCAGUUUAUGGGAAGCAAUGUCAUGGAAGAUCAGGAUUUAUUGGAAAUUGGAAUCCUUAAUUCUGGGCAUAGACAAAGAAUUCUCCAGGCAAUCCAGCUCCUUCCAAAGAUGAGACCCAUCGGCCAUGACGGCUACCAUCCCACCUCCGUCGCGGAGUGGCUGGAUUCCAUUGAACUAGGUGACUACACCAAAGCCUUUCUCAUCAACGGCUACACAUCGAUGGACCUGUUGAAAAAAAUCUGGGAGGUUGAACUGAUUAAUGUUUUAAAAAUCAAUUUGAUUGGCCACAGGAAACGUAUUUUGGCAUCUCUGGGAGACAGGCUGCACGAGGAUCCACCACAGAAGCCCCCUCGGUCCAUUACCCUCAGGGAACCCAGUGGUAAUCACACUCCUCCUCAGUUGUCUCCAUCACUUAGCCAAAGCACUUACACCACUGGUGGCUCCCUAGACGUUCCUCACAUUAUCAUGCAGGGCGAUGCAAGGAGGAGAAGAAAUGAAAACUACUUUGAUGAUAUUCCCCGAUCAAAACUGGAGAGGCAGAUGGCCCAGCAGUCGUCUGUCUGUGAGAUAUGGACCAAUCAGAACGCUGGAUUUCCUUUCUCAGCCAUCCACCAGGUUCAUAAUACAGGAGACUGGGGAGAGCCUUCCAUCACCUUGCGGCCCCCAAACGAAGCCACGGCCUCCACCCCAGUCCAGUACUGGCAGCACCACCCGGAGAAGCUCAUCUUCCAGUCGUGCGACUACAAGGCCUUUUAUUUAGGUUCUAUGCUGAUAAAAGAGCUCAGGGGGACAGAAUCAACCCAAGAUGCUUGUGCAAAAAUGCGGGCCAACUGUCAGAAGUCUACAGAGCAAAUGAAGAAGGUCCCUACUAUUAUCCUUUCGGUCUCGUAUAAAGGAGUCAAAUUUAUUGAUGCAACAAAUAAGAACAUAAUUGCCGAGCACGAAAUCCGUAAUAUCUCCUGCGCCGCCCAGGACCCAGAAGACCUCUCAACGUUUGCGUACAUCACAAAAGACCUGAAGUCCAACCACCACUACUGCCACGUGUUUACUGCCUUUGACGUGAACCUAGCCUACGAGAUCAUCCUGACACUGGGACAGGCAUUUGAAGUCGCUUACCAGCUGGCACUCCAAGCCAGGAAAGGGGGGCAUUCCUCCACCCUCCCAGAGAGCUUUGAAAACAAACCCUCCAAGCCCAUCCCCAAGCCCCGCGUUAGCAUUCGCAAGUCAGUGCCUUUCUCUUUUAAAGCAGAUCGACCCAUCUGAGCAGAAGACUCUGGCCAACCUGCCGUGGAUCGUGGAGCCGGGACAGGAAGCCAAGAGGGGAAUUAACACCAAGUAUGAGACCACGAUUUUCUGAUACUCACCGUCCUCCCACCCUCGUGGUGCCUUGCACGCCGCCGAGAAGUCCAGAGCAGGCUUUCCUUCCCGCCUCCGUUUCCACCGGGCCCAGGAGGGAGACUGCUCUGUUUGCGUGGCCUUGUCGUAGGCGACAGGCCGCUGGCCGUUCCUGGGGACGUUCUUUCUGCACCAGUGACAGAAAGCGCAACCGAGACUUUGCAGCCGUCAACCCUGACAGGCACGAGUUGAGAUUUCCACUGACUCCAGACUCCCCUCCCUGCUGCCACCCCAGGUAUUUCUGGUGACCUGGCCCCAACAUUUGCUUUGCUGUGGCUGGGGAUAACACCUUAAAAAAAAA